UAUAUAUAUAUAUAUAAACAACAAAGAAAACGCUACAGCCUGAAAAGAUUUUCAGACAUUGCAAAAAAAUCAAAAAUCAUAUUCUUUUUUCCUUUUGUUUUUCAGUUCUGUCUUCCUCCUUCCAGAUGGUAAGGGAAGGGAAGGCUGGCCAUUCAAGCAAUUUUAAGAAAAGGGUUAGAUCGAAACAUGAGGGUUCAGAUGAUUCAGAUGAAGAUUAUGUAGCUUCGGAGGGAAAUGAAGGAUCUGAUGAUGAUGCUGAAUAUUAUUGUUCUUCCUUAGAUGAAUGUGCAUCGGAAGAGGGUUUUCAGGGUUACAAUGAGGAGGAAGAGGAAGAGGUGGGAGAGGUUGUUAGGUUGAAAAGAGAACGGAUAUCUUCGGUAAGGGAGAGGAAGAUUGUGGAUAAAAAAUCUGUAAAGCAGGAAACCGUGUCUGUUGAAGAUGAAGACAAGGAUUAUGAGGAGGAAGAAGAAGAAAAGGAAGAGGUGAGAGAGGUUGUUAGGUUGAAAAGAGAACGGAUAUCUUCGGAAAGGGAGAGGAAGAUUGCGGAUAAAAAAUCUGUCAAGCGGGAAAGCUUGUCUGUUGAAGAAGAUGAAGACAAGGAUUAUGAGGAGGAAGAAGAAGAAAAGGAAGAUGAUGAUGAGGAGUUCACUCCAGAUUUAGAAGAUUGUUUGGAUGAGGAAUUUACUCUGGAUGAAGAGGAUUGUUUGGAUGAAGAAUUCACUCCGGAUGAAGAGGAUUGUUUAGAUGAGGAAGAGGAAUUGACUAUGACUAAGAAGAAAAACAAAACAAAAGUUAGCAAGCAAGUUUUGCGGAAAAAGUACCCUUCUAAACAUAGGACAAAGAGGAAGAGGUCUGCAAUUUCUAAGAAGCCUUCGAGAAAACAAGGAAGGAAGAAACGGCGGUUGAAGAGGAAAAGGAGGGCUGAAGAAGAUGAUGAUAAUGAUGAUUGUGGUUUUAUAGACAACACUCCAGCUCUGAGACAAAAGAGCAGAACUAAUGCAGGACAGAGAAAAAAGGCAUAUGUUGUACCAUCAGAUUCGGAUUUUGUGUCAUCUGGAUCAUCUGAUUACGAGUAUACUGUCUCAGAGGAAGAGAGAGAGCAAAUGAAAGAAGCCAACCAAUUUUGUGGAAGUUUAAAAACUAGUUUGAGGAGUUCAUCAGCAUCAAAGAGAAUUCAGGAGCUUGAAGAGCUAGGCCAACCUAAGAAACCUCCAGGAAGAAAGGGUAAGGAGAAGAUAGAGGAAACAAAGGCUGAAGUAAUAAAGCCAGUUUGUGGCAUUUGUCUCUCUGAGGAAGACAAACGAAGAUUGAGGGGCACACUGAACUGUUGCAGUCAUUAUUUUUGUUUUACCUGCAUUAUGGAGUGGUCAAAAGUGGAAUCUCGUUGCCCAUUGUGCAAGCAAAGGUUCGAAACUAUCAGUAAGCCUGCAAGAUCAGCAGCUGGAGUUGAUUCGAGAGAGGUGUUGAUCCAAGUACCUAAGCGUGAUCAGGUCUACCAACCUUCUGAGGAAGAACUGAGAAGCUAUCUUGAUCCAUAUGAGAAUGUCAUUUGUUCUGAAUGCCACCAAGGUGGGGAUGAUGAACUCAUGUUACUAUGUGAUAUUUGUGAUUCGUCAGCACACACCUAUUGUGUUGGUCUUGGUCGGGAAGUACCUGAAGAUAAUUGGUACUGUGAUGGUUGCAGGCCUGUUGCUACUGGGUCCGCUAGUUCCCAAGUUCAAGAUUCUUUGCCUGAUCAUAGAAUAAUAAACAAUUUGUACAAUAGAUUUUCACCCAUGGUAAAUUUUGGAGAAGGUUUAGACUCCAUUGUAGGUCCUUCACCGCUUAUGCCAUCAAUUCCCAAUUUUGUGGGUUACUCAUCUCCUAGAUUUCCUGCUGUAGAUAUUCCCGUUGUUUCUCCGGCAUCUGGAGCAGGGGCUCCAACUCUGACUGGAAGGCGAUGGUUGCAUCGCCAGAUUCAAAAUCUUCGUUCUAUCAAUAGGAUGAAUUUUAUGGCUGGUAGGACUGAUGGGAUAUUAAGCGCCAAUAUGGGCACUGAUUUCGUGAACUCUCACACUGAUCAGAGUACAGAAACAACAGUUCAACAAGCUAGGACUCAAGAUAAGGGAACUCAACAUCAAACAGUGUUUGAGGAGAGAUUACAGGAUGAUCCCUCUUCUUCAGUGCCAAGUAGGGACUUAUCUUCUUCAAGGUUGGAAAAUUUGAGAAGGCAAGCAGUUCAGGAUUCAACCACCCCAACAACCAAUACAUCGAUCAACUUGACGUUAUGGCCUGAACUUACUGGUAUCAGUUCAAACGAGCAACUCCGUCAGUGCAUCAAUGGAUCAAACAUUGGACCUGAUGGUUUUGCUUCACCUUUUUCUGUUAGAGAUGAAAAUAACUUUUCAAUGGCCAAGGAACAGUUGCAAGGAAUGGUCAGAAGCCAUUUGAAAGCCUUGUCCACUAAUAUUGAUUUAGACAAUGGUACUUUUAAGGACAUAGCAACAAGUGCCAUGCACACGUUAUUGGCUGCUUGUGGGCUUGAGCAUAUGAGGAGCGAGGUUCAUGUUGUGCCUCCGCCAUCAAAUUGUACACACAUUGAAAGAGUGGCAACCGAGCAGGCAAGCUUAAUGAAAGGUUGCAGGUCAGAGCCGUUUUCUUGUCUUGAUUUUCUGUUGUCUUUGCUGGAAAGCUACGUUAAUCCAACUCAGGUGUGAGUUAAAAUCAUACAAGUAUGUGUUCCAACUUUCUUUAGAAAAACAUUUUCAUGUAUUUGGAGGUUUGGUUUUAUACCCAUGUCCGGAUAUGCCUUGAAUGGUGAACAGUCCCAGUAACAUAGGUCAAGUGUGCAGCUGAUCUCAGUAGGAACUAUUCUAGGAGUAUUCUUAUUACUACUCACAUCAUGUGGGGAUAGACUUUUGAGGGUUGUAAGUUUAAUAAAAUAUGAUUUUAGACGCCUUCCUAUGUUGUGCUGUGUAAGGAAUUGAAAACAACAUUCUUGGAUUUAAAUUAUUCUUCUUUGAUGAUA
This is a messenger RNA of Gossypium raimondii (Peruvian cotton), 3007 nucleotides long. RefSeq lists its product as uncharacterized. The record is from RefSeq and is a predicted model, not a curated record. The transcript is spliced from 5 exons. Lineage: Eukaryota; Viridiplantae; Streptophyta; Magnoliopsida; Malvales; Malvaceae. Bases 126 to 2696 code for a protein of 856 amino acids.